Messenger RNA from Hymenoscyphus albidus, 603 nucleotides. The record is from the annotation of a GenBank genome assembly. Lineage: Eukaryota; Fungi; Ascomycota; Leotiomycetes; Helotiales; Helotiaceae.
AUGCCACCCGAUCGCUCAACAAAACGCAACGAGUGUAUUGCUUUAGGAAAAGAAAUAGAUCUCUCUAGAAUAAAGAUGGCUCCUUGUACUAGGUGUUCGAAAUCUGGUUUCGGCAACGAGUGUACCGCCCCUCGCGACAAAAGUCUCAGUCGCUGCGGACGGUGUACAAAAAAUGGAAAGACUUGCGACAUCCGCGAAGUAAACCGGAUGCCGACUGUUCGUGACUGGGAGUCCGUUGAUGCCCAGAUUCAGCGUCUCGAGGACGAAGCUGACGAGGCUCUGGCAAAAGUCCUUCGAGCCAAUAAGCAGAAAAAGCUGCUUUAUGCUCGGAAACAACGGAUGAUAGCGGCUGGUCUUAAUUUCCUUGAAGAAUUGGAUGCCGCUGAAGAAUUGGAAAGGAAAGAGAAGGAACGGGAGAGAAACGAGCAAAGGGAGAAAGAAGCCGCUCGUCUGGCCGCCCUUCCGAUCCCUACUGCCUCCGACCCCUUUCCCGACCUGGUUCUCGAUCCUGCUUUCCUCGAGACCCUCUCAGGCGACCCUGAGAUGUGGGCAACCCUGGGUUUCGGCGAUGGAACUCCUGAAGUUCCUCCGAGUACUGGGUAA